This is a messenger RNA of Opisthorchis viverrini, 1598 nucleotides long. RefSeq lists its product as hypothetical. Bases 39 to 1112 code for a protein of 357 amino acids. Gene Ontology annotation, cellular component: myofibril. The record is from RefSeq and is a predicted model, not a curated record. Gene Ontology annotation, biological process: myofibril assembly; pointed-end actin filament capping. The transcript is spliced from 6 exons. Gene Ontology annotation, molecular function: tropomyosin binding. Lineage: Eukaryota; Metazoa; Platyhelminthes; Trematoda; Opisthorchiida; Opisthorchiidae.
GGCCAGUUGGGCAUUACAGCGUCUGGCCUUGGCCGAUAAUGUCAAACAAACUUCUCUUCGGCAAAGAGUUGGCCUCUUACGAUGACGAGGAUUUGGAUGAACUAUUGUCCAAAUUGACUGAAGAGGAAAUCCAACAGUUGAACGAUGACUUGGAUCCCGACAAUACGCUUCUACCUCCUUCACAGCGCUGUCGUGACCAGACCACUAAAGCACCUACCGGGCCGUUUAAUCGGGAGAAACUCCUCAAAUUCCUAAUUGACAAAGCCAAGUCAGAGAAGGACUGGGAGGAGGCAGUGCCAUACGAGAAAGUCACCCGUGGAAAAGUCUACAUACCUAAACAGGAGCAAGUACAGGUUUCACAGAAGGAACUUUCCGAUAUGGGCUUUGAUGUGGAGUUUGAUCAGGAAGUAAAUGAGGCGUUGGAAAACGCCACCGAAGACGAACUGGUGGAUUUGGCCGCUGUGCUUGGCUUCACAGGAAUGAUGAAUCAAGUUCAGUUCUAUGCCAGUUUGGAGAACCGUAAACUGGAAGGAGGUGGAUUCACUGGAGUGGCCAAAGGAGACCGACCCAAACCGGUUCCCGAUGAACCCCCGAAUACAACAGAUGUCGAGGAAAGCAUCACCAGGUUGGGCAAGAACGACCCCGAAUUAACCGAUCUCAAUUUAAACAACAUCAAAACUAUGAGCGCUGAAGUGGUAAAACGACUUUCGGAUGCACUGAAGACGAACACGAAAUUGCGCAAACUAAAGAUGGCCUCCACUGCAUUGACCAAUGUCAUGAUUGAACCCAUUAUUGAGAUGCUGCAAAGUAACUCCACGUUGGAAGAACUCAAUUUGGAGUCGAAUUUUAUCACCGGACCUCAUCUGGUCAAACUGAUUGAGGCAAUCAACCACGAUAAGAGCGCAAUCACUGAACUGCAUUUGUCAAAUCAACGUCAGACGGUACUUGGUAUUGCGAUUGAACAAAUGCUGACCAAGACAAUUCUUGAAAAUCCGCGUCUCGUUCGUCUGGGUCUCGAUUUGGACACUUCCGAAGCUCGAGUCCGAGUAAGGGAGCACAUAAAAACCAAUCUGGACCGAGCUUCUCGACAAGCUCGGCGCACCAAGGCCUAAUGGUUCACACAUGCGCACGGCUCUCUUGUGGGCCAUGCUUCAUUCACUCGCCAUUCGUUCGCAAAUUAGGUUCCUUCCUGAUUUUACGAAAAUACCCCCCCACCCGCUAGUCCGCGCUUGUUUUCUGCAUUGUCCUAUUGUGCCCUCGCACUAUCCGGUAGCCCCCUUUUCACGUGAUCCCGGGGUCGCGCCCGCUUGAAGCCAGUAAACGCCGUAGCGUUCGUCAUCAGUGCAUCAGCCCACACUCCAGACACCUCGCCAGCAUGCCUUCCUAUCGCCUUUACUUCCCACCCACAUGCUACGUGAUCACGAAAAUUCAAUCUCCAUUGUUUGUUGUCCUAGCACCCUGUUUCAAAAAAGACCUUUUAUUUUUCGUUUGUUAUCUCGCUAUCUUACCUUGAAACAUCUACUCCCCUAAUGAGUAUGACGCAUUUCGUUGCAUGAGUCGAUCAAGAACAGUCGAAGUUGAUGCAUAAAAUCCCGUCC